UUUAUUUACUGUAUUAUUUAAGGCGUCAGUAAUAUUCACUCGUUUUCUCAUCACAUCCACCACCAGAGGGAGGAGAGGAUUGCUCGAAUGGCAACGGAGAUCGGCGGCCGGUCGGGUGCAUCUCUGGCCAGUGCGGCGGCGCUUCCCUACCUCGUGAUGCCGUUGACUAACCUCUGUUUGUCUGGUUUCAUUGCCAUCCAACGGUCCGUCCUCCGCCCCUCCACCGGAGUCAGCGCCACCACCCUCUUCGCCUACUACCAGCUCCUUGGCUCCCUCCUCCUCUCCGUCCUCGCCCUCCUCUUCGAAAGCGGCAGAAGACCUACACUCACCUUCCGUAUCCUCUGCUCGGCGUUCGUCAUCGGCUUCCUGCAAAUCCCAGUAGGUGGGCUGAUGCUCUCGUCGAGCCUCCGUUACAUCACGACGACAUUCCAGAGCGUGGCGCUCAACACGAUCCCAUCGCUGGUGUUCGUGCUGGCCGUGCUAUGCCGGCGAGAGCGGUUCCGGUUCUGGAGCGUCGGUGGACAGGCGAAGCUCUGGGGGGUGGUCGUCUCCGCCGCCGGUGCGUUUGCGAUGGUCAUAUCGGACCGUGACUCUACAGAGUCGUCGGCAUCGAUCGGGUCGUCAUCCCACGCGGACUGGCUGCUGGGGACGACGAUGGUCGGACUUGGUGUUGCGGCAAGUGCCAUUGCCGAUCUUUCCGUGGAAAGCAUCGCUUUCAGGUAUCCUGCGGAUCUAAGCUUGUCGGCCAUGAUUGCCGUAUGUGGUACCAUUCAGACCUUUACAGUAGCAGCCUUCAUGGAGAGGGACGCUUCGGCAUGGAAGAUACAUCGGAAAGGAAGCUUGCAGCUCGUCGCCAUCCUAUAUGGGGGAAUCCUUGUUACGGGGCUGUCAUACCUUGGAAGAAUCUGGUGCAUACACCGGAAAGGCCCCGUCUUCGCGACGGCAUUCUCCCCGCUGCUGGUGGUCUUCUCGUUCCUCCUCCACACGCUCGUCUUGGGAGGCGCCACCCACGUUGGAAGGUUCGGUCGAAUCCCUCGUCUCCGUUUGAUCUCACUUCACCGUGCUCAAUGCCUCCGCUGCCUCCAGUAUUCUUGCAGCGGCGUUGGUCGCAGCGGGCCUGUAUCUUCUUUUGUGGGCGAAGUCUACGGAUCAAAAGAUGGAGGACGGAGAUGAGAACCAGCAAGUCGAAGGGUCUAAUGAAGAACCGCUGCUGUGAAAGAUAUCCUGUGUGGUACAAAUAUAAAGGAAGAAUGGGGCAUUAUGACAACUUAUAAUUAUUUUUGUUGUUGAAUAAUAUA
Messenger RNA from Musa acuminata AAA Group (dessert banana), 1298 nucleotides. RefSeq names its product WAT1-related protein At4g08290-like. Gene Ontology annotation, molecular function: transmembrane transporter activity. Gene Ontology annotation, cellular component: plasma membrane. The coding region runs from base 88 to 1173 and encodes 361 amino acids. The transcript is spliced from 5 exons. The record is from RefSeq and is a predicted model, not a curated record. NCBI's taxonomy places the organism in Eukaryota, Viridiplantae, Streptophyta, Magnoliopsida, Zingiberales, Musaceae.